Molecule: messenger RNA, 1588 nt
Organism: Medicago truncatula (barrel medic)
Lineage: Eukaryota; Viridiplantae; Streptophyta; Magnoliopsida; Fabales; Fabaceae
Product: dual specificity protein phosphatase 12
Exons: 6
Coding region: 103-1185 (360 amino acids)
Biological process (GO): protein dephosphorylation
Molecular function (GO): protein tyrosine/serine/threonine phosphatase activity
Source: RefSeq, a predicted model, not a curated record
UAUAUAUACGUGGGGUCUAACUCUAAGCCUCACCCCAAAGAGAAGAAGAAGAAGAAGAAGAAGAAUAACCCAAUUUAAUUCGAAUCCUUCGUUCCGAUUCCGAUGCCUCACCUCAUCCGUGAGAACCUCUUCAUCAGCAACAUCGUCGACGCCGCCGAAAUUCUCCAAACCACCACCACCACCACCGUCCCCCACAACAUCACCCACAUCCUCUCCGUUCUCAGCUCCGCUUCCAUCUCCUUCUUCUCCGAAUGGCGUUCUUCCUUCUCCGUCUCUGUCAAGGAGAUUUCCAAACUCCAUGUCUCCGACGUCCCUACCGCCGCCAAGUCCGCUCUCUCCCCGGAUAAACUUCUCUACUCGCUUGAAUACGCCGGUGAAGAUUUUAAGCUUGUGAGGAUGGCUGUACCGCUGAGAGAUACCGAGAGUGAAAAUUUGUUGGAUUAUCUUCAAGUUUGUGUUGAUUUUAUUGAGAGGAGUAGGAAAGAAGGUUCUGUUUUGGUUCAUUGUUUCGCCGGUGUUUCUAGAAGUGCAGCAGUUAUUACGGCUUAUUUGAUGAAAAGCGAAAAUUUGUCUCUAGAAGAUGCCCUUGCAUCGUUAAAGCAGAGCUGUGAAUUUGUUUGCCCCAAUGAUGGAUUUCUAGAGCAGUUGAAAAUGUUUGAGGAGAUGGGUUUCAAGGUUGAUCAAUCUAGCCUUGUAUACAAGCGCUUUCGUCUAAAAAUACUAGGUGAGAAUCAUUUCUCAGGGUCGAGGAUAGACAGCUCUAAACUUGGUGCAGAUCCUGGCAUGCCUGUUGAAACUUCUUCAGAGGUGGGAGAAGCUACUAAAGUAGAAAAUAAUCGUAGCCCUGCAUAUCGCUGUAAGAAGUGCCGUCGUAUUGUUGCAUUGCAAGAACAUGUUGUAGAUCAUAUUCCUGGGGAGGGUGAGACAUCCUUUGGUUGGCACAAGCGGAAAAGUGGCAAUCCUUUUAACAAGUCUAAUGAAUCUGAGUGUUCGUCCAUAUUUAUUGAGCCUCUACGGUGGAUGAAAGAUGUUGAAGAAGGCGCGUUGGAGGGAAAGCUGUCCUGUGCUCAUUGUGAUGCCCGUUUGGGAUACUUCAAUUGGGCAGGCAUACAAUGCAGCUGUGGAAGCUGGAUAACACCAGCUUUUCAACUACACAAAAGUCGGGUAGAUAUAAGCCCUGUGUAAGUCUUGUUGCGCCACUUUAUACAUAUACUCAUUUCUCGAUAAGGGAAGCCACUUUUUCCGUUGUUCUUGGACUUGCAUUCUGCUCAAGUUUUCCAAGCUGCAAAUGAAGUUAUGGAAUGAAGUCUUGUUCAUCAUACCUGCUCAAGAUUUCGAGGCUAAACAAAUGCAGUUAUGGUUGAGAGGAUUGUAGUCUUGCAUCUUUUUUGCUCAAAAGUGUUCUGUCCACGUAGCUGGCUUUUUUCUAUAUAUUUUAUCUUCAAAUUUGUCUUUGGUUGAAAGAUAUCGGCUACAAGUUGAAAUCUUAUUUAUGUAUUGAUAGAUACAUCUACAAUGCCUGGAAUAUACAUUAAUUUUUAUUCAAAAGCAAUUGGAUCAGAACCUGAAUGUUGUAGUUGGGUCAUUA